Molecule: messenger RNA, 2094 nt
Organism: Aureococcus anophagefferens
Lineage: Eukaryota; Pelagophyceae; Pelagomonadales; Pelagomonadaceae
Exons: 3
Coding region: 1-2094 (697 amino acids)
Biological process (GO): potassium ion transport
Cellular component (GO): plasma membrane
Molecular function (GO): small conductance calcium-activated potassium channel activity; calmodulin binding
Source: RefSeq, a predicted model, not a curated record
AUGGCGUCCGCCGCUCGCGGCGUGAAGCAGAAGGACGGCGUGCCGACCGCGGGCGCCGUGACGAUGAUCAUGCAGGCGCACGAGGUCGAGAAGCGCGCCCACGAGCCCAUCAAGGGCAGCCCCAUGGACCGCGCCGAGUACCUCACCUGGGUCUUGCUGCUCAUGGACAUCCUGUCCGUCGUCGUGUCCGUCGCGUCCGUCGAGGCGGGCUGGAACGGCGUCAACUACGCGCGCACGGGGCUCACGGACGGCCUGCGGGGUUUGCUCUGCUGCCUGAGCGGCGUCUCCGCGGGCGUCAUCUGCCGGCGCUACUACAUCCUGGCGGACGAGUCCGACCCCGAGUACGACGUCGACCACCGGCCGGACGGUCUGAUCUUCGUCGUCGAGCUGCUCAUGCGCCUCUUCGUGAUCCCGCCGGGCGUCGAGGCCGUCUUCCGCGUCGGCGGCGUGCAGCACUACGCGGACCGCUACCCCGUGUCGAACCUGAACACGGCCGUGUUCCUCCGGCUCUACACGAUCGUGCACUACUCCAUGCUCCAGUCCAUCUACGACGACGACCACGUCGUCGCCGUCGCGCGCAUGAACAUGGUGCGCAACGACACGGCCUUUGUGUGCAAGUGCCUCUUCCGCGGCGCGCCGUCGCGGAUCAUCCUGUUCUGGAUGCUCAUGAUUUUGCUCUGGGGCACGGUGAACCUCCGGUGCUGGGAGCGCACGCUCGGCAUGGCCGACGACGCCGACGACUUCGAGGAGGUGCUGCUGGACUUCGCGGGCCACGAGAGACAGGACUACUUCCACGGCGUCGGCGACGGCGUGCCGAACUGGUCGAACGCGGUCUGGUGCAUCUACGUGUCCAUGACGAGCGUCGGCUACGGGGACUACUACCCCAAGACCCACCUGGGCCGCCUCACCGUGGGCGUCUGCGUUUUAGCCUACACCGUGCUCCUGUCGCUCCUCAUCGGCUUCUUCUCCGAGGCCGUCUGCAUGGACUCGGGCCAGACGAAGGUCUACGAGUACGCGCACAGCGACAAGUACUACAAGAAGAUGCAGUCGACGGCGGCGGCGCUCCUCGCCGAGUUCUUCACGGCCCACACCAUGUUCAGCGCCCUCCAGAUCCGCGGGCCGCCCAAGGGCUUCGGCCGCAUCACGAUGAAGGGCGUCACGGGCAUCGCGCGGCUCAAGUCCGUGAAGAACCGCAAGGAGCUCGCGGGCCUGCUGGGCGAGAGACAAUUCUUCUACAAGGAGCGCCUCGCGACGCUCGCGACGGAGGUCACGGGCUGCACGGUCGAGGCCCACGCGAAGUUCCGCCGCGCUUUGAAGGCCUACAACGACAUCCGCGAGCGGUCCGCGCCGAGCAACAUCGAGUCGAACCUGAUGACCGUCGUCUCCAUGCUCCACGACCAGAACGACUCCCACUCCGUGCUCGCCGCCGAGCUCAAGCACAUCUCCGAGUGCAUGGAGCUCAUCCAGGGCCGCGUGGACCGCAUGGAGGCGGGCUUCAAGGAGACCGGAGAGAUGGAGAAGGAGCGCAAGGGCCUCGCCGUGUUCAAGAAGAAGGAGAAGGGCAACCUCGCCUCCGACGCCUACAUCCACCGCAUGAUCCACCGCGUGAAGCUCAAGCGGGCCGCGAACGCCGUCAAGCAGUUCCAGAUCCAGUCGACGGUGCCCAAGCUCAAGAACACGACGGACGGCCGCGAGUGGGGCGUCAGGUCGGCGCCGGAGAACUACGAGAAGCGCAAGAAGUCGGUGCACCAGCUCCGCCUGAGCUCGCGCGGCUCCGUCAUCCGGCGGCCGUCCCAGGCCAACGGCGGCGCCGCGUCCGCCGCGGUCGCCUACCUCGGCGGCGGCGGCGGCGGCCGCGUCGCGCCCGCGGGCGAGGCCAAGGAGGACGGCGACGUCGCCGCCGCCGCGACCAGGACCAAGACGGAGACCUGGGCGAGCGCGCCCGCCGUGCCGCAGGCGCCGUCGUCGCGGCACGCGUCCGUGAACAGGGCCGCGGACGAGCCCGGCGCGCAGGAGCCGCAGAGCGGGCCCUCGCGGUGCUCCGCGCAGCUGUCGAAGGCGGCGCACGGCGCGCGGCCGUCGCCGCAGCAGUAG